Radiomyces spectabilis is the source of this 800-nucleotide messenger RNA. RefSeq lists its product as uncharacterized. The record is from RefSeq and is a predicted model, not a curated record. Lineage: Eukaryota; Fungi; Mucoromycota; Mucoromycetes; Mucorales; Radiomycetaceae. Bases 134 to 595 code for a protein of 153 amino acids. The transcript has 4 exons.
UAGUUGCUCACCUAACAUGCCAUUAAUUUUGACAUUGAUAUCGUCGUUUGUUCGAGGUGCCUCCGGAUGUAUAUAGACACCGCCCUCAUAACCACGAAGCAAAUGGGUUGCCGGAUUGUCGCAUAGCGACCAUAUGUCACCGUGCGUUCCUGGGGCCAUUAUGGGUCGCUGUUGUAACGGUUGUCCAGUGGCGGUGGCAAGGAGCACUGAAGCAAAGUACCGACAUCGUCUGUACAUAAUGUUCUCUCCAUACAGGAUUCUUAAAUAUAAGCAUAUAGCCGUAUCUCGUCUCUAUUUCCUUGUCAACAGAUCCACAGAGGCUUUUCUGCCAGAAAUAAAUCAGAAUUCACUGACAUCCCUGUUAUUCAUUGAAAUAAUAGCAAAGUUUGUUUCUUCAGCAGUAACCAAGGACAGCGCGUACAUCGACUGGACAGAAAAGGAGCCGCCUUCUCAUUCAACCAGAAUUGAGAAUACUUCAAUCAUCCAGCUCAUAUGCUGCAUUGAUAUUGAGCUACACUAUCCGAUGUAUCAACCAGGGGACACGACAAUGUGUAUCGCGCAAAAGUUACUGCAAACAACUUUCAUUGGUGCAUGAUACGACUUUUGACUCCUUUCAUUUUCAUUGGUUAAAAUUUUAAGAGACGGUCACAAAUAACAACCAACGAUGGUAGAUUGUUUUUGGUGGAGAUGUUGCUUUCUUACAACCUAUCAACGUCGAGAGACACAACGCCAAAGGCCAAUAUAUUUACUACUAGUCUUUUGCGAGAAUAGAGUUUUAUGUAUCUGUACUGAGCAUAUCU